UAUGGCUACGACACCGAAAAACUUGUCAUUAAUAGAAGAUGGAAGCGCAGAUGACUAUAAUUCUCGCGAGAGAAUCGUUAUUUCCGGUAUGUCGGGUGCAUAUCCAGACUCCAAAAGCGUGAAGGAAUUGUCAGAUAUUCUUUAUAACAAGAUCAACCCCGUCAAUCAGGAAAACAGGCGCUGGAAGUACGACCAUCCCGAAGUAUCGCAGCACACGGGCAAAGUGCCUGGACUUAAUUUGUUCGAUGCGCAGUUUUUUAAAGUUCACUAUCGUCUUAGCCAUAACAUGGAACCAAUGGCCCGGAAGUUGCUGGAGAAGGCUUUUGAAGCCAUUUAUGACGCUGGAAUUUGUCCGGAAGAGCUUUCUGGGAAAAAAGUUGGUGUAUACAUUGGUAACGGUAAUUCUGAAACGGAAAAAGCCAUUUUUGAUGUUAAUUUGUCAAAAUCAGGAGUCGGUUUAACAGGGUGCUGUAGAGCAAUGUAUGCAAACCGCAUUUCUUAUUGGUUAAACGCUAAGGGACCCUCUUUGACCGUCGAUGAGUUGUGCUGCAGUUCUACCAAAGCCCUGGAACAGGGUUACCUGGCCAUUAAACGUGGGGAGUGUGAGGCUGCCAUUGUAGGAGGAUCAUCACUUUGCUUGCAUCCUCAGGCCACAUUACAUUAUGGAAGAACGACGAAGAUAAGUAUGGAUGGUAAAACAAAAUCGUUUGAUUCCGAGGCGGCUGGAUCUGCUAAAUCAGAGGCUAUCAAUAUUCUGUUUCUUCAAAAAGCUGAAAACGCUUUAAGAAUUUACGCCGAUGUCGUGCAUGUAAAAAGCGAAUUCAUUUCCGUUCCGCAAGGAAAGACAGGUCCAAUGUAUGGUUUCUAUCGGGAUCCGGAGAACAUGGCUAAUUUUAUCACAAAAUUCUAUGAAGAAGCUGGAAUAUCCCCAAAUGUGGUUGAAUAUGUAGAAGCCUUCGGUUCAGCGGAACCAAAAGCUGAUAAGGCGGAAUUGGAAGCGAUUGAUAAAGUUUACUGUAAAAAUAGAAGUCAACCUCUUCUAGUGGGCAGCGUUAUGUCAAACAUUGGAUAUUCUGAAGGUGCUUCGGGUAUUGCAGGAAUAACGAAGGUCCUCUUAGGGUAUCAAUAUGGACAGUUGGCGGGCAAUAUCCACUGUGAGUCGCCAAGGCAAGACGUAGAUGCUUUGCGUGAUGGCCGAAUUCGUAUUGCCACUGAUCAUCAGACCUUUGGACGAACCUUUGCUGCCGUAAACAGUAUUUCUAUCACUGGAGUUAAUUGUCAUGUCCUGUUAAAUGGACAUUAUAAACCAAAGGACAUUACACGUUAUAAAGCAAAUUUUGCGCAACUAGUUACCCUGUCAGGCAGACAAGAAGCUUCUGUAGAUAAGAUAAUUCAGGAUUUGAAAUCCCGUCCGGUUGAUCCGGAGGAAUUGGCGCUUCUUCGGAACAUUCAUAAAACCAGAAUUUCAGGUCAUUUAGGAAGAGGAUUUAUAAUUCUUGACACAAAUGAAAAGAACGUGACCAUUUGUAUGCACGAAAAAUUAAACUACUUCGACGAUGCAAAGCGUCCAUUGUGGUUUGUGUACAGUGGUAUGGGCUCGCAGUGGGCUGGUAUGGGAGCACAACUCAUGAGAAUCCCUGUGUUUGCCGCGGCUAUUGAAAGAUGUCGGCGUGUAUUGGAACCCAGAGGAGUCGACAUUGUUCACAUAAUAACAUCUCCAGAUAAAACUAUAUUCGACAAUAUUCUGAAUUCAUUCGUCGGAAUUGCUGCUAUUCAAAUUGGUCUUACAGACGUUCUAAGUGAUUUGAAAAUCUUUCCGGACAUGAUAAUAGGACACAGUGUAGGCGAGCUAGGCUGUGCUUACGCAGAUGGAUGCUUUACGGCUGAGGAGAUGAUACUCUCUGCAUACAGCCGCGGUCUUGUCUCUGUGCAGACUCCAUUCAUUCGUGGAUCAAUGGCAGCUGUUGGGAUGGGCUACCAACAGAUAUCUAAAAUGUGUCCACCUGAGAUUGAAGUAGCUUGCCACAAUGGUCCCGAUUCCAGUACAAUUUCUGGACCCGCUGAUCUCAUGAAGGAAUUUGUGACUCAAAUUACUGCGAAAGGAAUCUUUGCUAAAGAAGUGCCGUGCUCGAACAUUGCAUACCACUCACGAUACAUAGCUGAAGCAGGUCCAGGGUUACUCAAAUAUUUGUCUGAAGUGAUCACAAACCCCAAACCCCGCAGUAAACGCUGGAUUUCUACGUCAGUUCCAGAGGAGAAAUGGAAUGAUCCAAUUGCCAAGUAUUCGUCAGCAGAAUACCACACGAACAACUUACUUAACUCAGUGCUAUUCGAGGAGAUUUUAGGACGCAUCCCAUCAAACGCAGUGCUGGUAGAGAUAGCACCUCACGGUCUUCUACAGGCUAUACUCAAGCGCUCUGUACCCGAAUCCUGCAAACACGUGCCAUUGACAAGACGUGGGCACCCUGACAAUACCCAGUUUCUGCUAGAAGCCAUUGGAAAUCUCUACAUGGAGGGAUAUAACCCGCAAGUGCAGGCGCUAUACCCGAAAAUAGAAUUUCCAGUAUCCACUGGAACACCGAUGCUAUCACAUUUAGUAGAAUGGGCACAUAACGAAGAAUGGAAUGUGCUAUAUUAUUCGAUGCCUACUAGGAAAACAGCAUCACAGUGCACGCAUGUCAUAUCCAUCCACGAUGACGAUCAUCGUUAUUUGAAGGGGCAUGUGAUAGGAGAAAAGAACACUUACCCUUACGCUGCUACGUUAGUAGCUGUUUGGGAUACAUUAGCUAUGGUCCUCGGAGUACCAAAGAAGCAAUUCUCAGUUGAGUUCCGUGAUGUACACUUGUACACACAGCCCCUGCUGCACGACCGAAGACUUUUACGUUUAAGUGUAGCAAUUCAUCGAGGGAAAGGCCGCUUUGAGGUUUUGGACGGCAAUAUUAAAGUUGCAACAGGUUUCAUUAUAGGAGAAUUUGACCCAGAUAGUUUAGAAGAGAUUAAAGAGGAACCCGAGAAAGUCGAGUCUGAGGAAGUUAUGGAACUAAUAUCAAAUGAUGUUUAUCAAUUAAUGCAAUCUAGGGAUUACAAUUACUUGAAUGACUUUCGUAGUAUUUACAGCGCGAACACGUUAUUAAAUAAAGCUCAUCUAAUAUGGCAAGACAAUUGGGUUACACUAAUUGAUGGUAUGAUCCAACUAAAUGCACUUAGGCGAUAUCACGAAAGUGUUUCUCAGCCUAACUUUAUAAGAAGAAUCAAAAUAGACAUUGAUAAUCAUUUGCUAAAUAAAACUUUGUCCGACAAUGCUACUCUCUUACCAGCAAGCAUAUCUGAUCUUACUGACAGCACCAGGUGCGGAGGCGUCUUAAUUGAACAUCUAAAAUUCCACGACCUGCCAUUAAAGAAUGAGGAACAAAUCGCAUUAAAGAUGUUAAAAUUUGUUCCCCACUCCACUUCUAAUAAAAUCGAUGAAAUUUCUGCGAUAUACGUAUUUUUGCAAAUACUUGCAGAAAAUUUGAAUAAACGGAAUAUCAAUAUUCUUGAAGUUAUUGAAUACAAAGGUCAAAAGAAAUUUAAAUGCUUUCAAGAAGUUAUUCAUGACAUCCCAGAGAUAAAGAUAAAUUUUUCACAAAUUUGUCGGCAUGAUUUAACUAAAAAGUCUGAUGCCAUUAAAGACAUCGACGUUCUAAUGAUAACUAAUUUAGCUGCAGAUGAGAAUAUGUGUCAAGUGCUGCAUCGGACACUUAAUCGUGAUUCUUUCGUGAUCAAUAAAGAAGAAUGUACAGAUAUGACGCCAAUACGUCCUUCAUUACUGUACCGCACUGUGUGCGUCCACAUUAUUGGAUCUUCACGCUUGGAACUAAAUAUAUGGCAACCGUCUGAUGUUACGGCCGGGACGAGUGCUGUCAGUGUAUUUUCACAAGCUGACGUCGCCAAACUUUAUGCUCAGUUAUCCAUACUUCCCUCAAGACAUAAACUUAUAAUAUUAACUUCGAACCCACCACUGCUAGGACUAAAAGAGCUAAUCAAAGAGCAGAGAAAUAAGGAUAACCGUAAAAUUUGUCUUUUAAUAAAUAGUUCUAAAGUAUUCGACGAACAAUGUCUGAAUCAAAUACAUUUUUCGAAUUUAGCUACAAAUAUCUUAGACAACGGCAUUUGGGGCGGAGAGUAUUAUUUGCCAGUUCAAGAAAAAGGAGACCUAGGUCAGAAUAUGACGUUGGAAACGACUCGAAUAGGUGACAUUGAGUCCUUGCAUUGGACAGAAGCUACUGAAGCCAGUCACCAAGGCGUUCUUGUAAAGGUUCAAUAUGUAGGUUUGAACGACGCGUAUAUAAAAAAAGUAUUACAAGUUGCUGUAAGUGAAAACAAAACUGAAAACAAACGGAUUGAAUAUGACUUCAGUGGUAUUACAGAUAGCAAAGUUCGUGUGAUGGGUAUUGUACAAGAACAAUCAAUCAGCACCAGCGUCAAAACGAAACCUGAACUGUUGUGGCCGGUACCAGAUCAUUGGACUUUGGAGGAUGCGGCUACUGUCCCCUUAGCUUAUUGCUUGGCUUUCUAUUGUCUUUGCUUCAGGAGCCGGCUGUACCGUGGCAACAGUAUUCUCGUCCACGGUGGCUCGGGAGCUUUGGGUCAAGCUGUCAUCUCUAUAGCGCUAGCUUACGGCUGUGAUAUUUAUACAACUGUCAGCAAUAUUAAGAAAAAGCAAUUUUUACUGAAGCUGUUUCCAGAACUAAAAGAGGAUCAAAUUGGUAAUUCUCGUGACUGCACUUUCAAAGAUAUGGUUCUAAGAGGCACUAAAGGAAAAGGUUGCCAUAUUGUAAUCAGUUGCGUCACAGGCGAACUCCGAACGGCUACACUAUAUUGUUGCUCAUCAUUUGGAUUCGUAGUCGAUACAUCUUUAUUACUGGAAAAAGAAGAAUAUAACUUUGAGAUGUAUUGCUUGGACAAAUGUAUAUCUUACUGCACACAGCAAUUUUCCACGCUAUUCGAACCACAGAACGCAAAAGAUUUAAAAAGACUACAACUAAUGGUGAGCGAAGGAAUCGCGCGUGGCUAUGUCCGACCUAUUUCCCGCGUGGUGUACGCUGCGGGAGAGGUAUCCCGCGCCUUGCGCCUGCAGGCUGGCAGCAAGCACAGUGGCAGAGUACUACUUCAUGUACAAAACAAUGAUAUAUCCUCCACCCACGCUAAUUUCAGAGUGAACUGUUCGGCUGAUGGUAUACAGGUUCUUUUGUUAAAUAAUGAGGUAUUGGGAAUGCAAUUAGUCGACAGGUUAAAAAGUCGAGGUGCUAGAAAAUUUGUACUUCACUGCUCAAAUAAGACAAACAGCAUUUUGUUUAAAGUCAGAUCCUGGCAGAAACAAGGUGUACAAUGUACAGUAUCUUACGGAAGUGCUUGGAAUGAAAAUAUAUUUGACAAUAAGAUCCUAGAACAAGUCGAAGGAAUAUAUUGCUUAUUAAAUUCAAAAACACAGAAUAACAAUAUUUCAAGCAGCUUGGAAAAAUUGAAUUCUACGAUUCGAAGGUCGAAUUGCUCUUUAAAGUACUUUGCAGUGAUUGAUACUAGGAAAGAAGUCGGUGAGCUAAUAAAGCUAACAAAACCUCAUGAAGUAUUUACAUCUAUUAAAUUGCCGCCAUUGAAAGAAGAACUCAGGGAAAGUAAUUUUGAUGAGGACUUUAUUUCAAUUAACAAUGCUGUUGAUGCUAUUGAAAAAGCGUUAUGUUACAAGCAACGCGUAUUAGAAGUGCAUUGUUCAAAGAAACCAAAUGGCAACUUGUUACAUGCAGUGGCUGAUAGAGCAGGUAUAGCAAUACCGAAUGAUGUCUCACAUGAUGCAACACUAAAAGACUUGGGAAUGAAUCUCUCAAAGGCACAUAAUAUUCGGACUUGUUUGUACGAUGAUUAUAAUAUAUUACUAGAUGACAGUAUAAUACCAUCAUUAAAAAUUAAAGAUCUACAAGAUUUAGAAAAUGGAAUGGUAAAAAAUAGUUUCACUGAAACAAAAGGUUUAAAAACGUUUUUCGCAUACAUUGAACAAGAUGCAAUCCAGGCUACAACGGAUAUCGUAUUUUUACCGACAUUGACUAUAAGUGCUGAUUUGAGAGGUGAUGAAUUUGAUAUUGGCCAGACGUUUCUGUGCAUAAUACCGGGUGUAGAAGGACUACACAUGCGAUUCCCUGAACUUUCUGAACGGCUUAAGUUACCGGCACUAGUAUUGCAGCCGGGCUUAGACAGACCACAUGAGACUAUACAAGAAAUGGCACAAAGAUACGUUGAGAUUCUUCUGAAAAAAACUCAAAUGAAGAAGUGCUUUUAUCUUCUUGGGUAUGAAAGUGGAGUUUUGGUAGCGCUAGAAAUGGGCGCAAUUCUUGAAGACCAUGGAUUAACUGGCACAAUAUUCUGCAUCGGAGGUGCCCCGAAAGAAGUUCAAGCUACAUUUGAGGAAAAGUUAGGUUACUUGAAAACUGAAGAAUCCUUGCAAAUUGCGGUAGCACGCCAUCUAUUCACUCUGCUGAUUAAUGAUGAUAAUUUAGAAGAUCUAGAAAACGUGCUAAAUAGUAACUUUGUUUGGAAAGAAAAACUAUCUUUGUGUGUGCGGAAACUUCUGGGACGCUUUAAUCACUCAAUCCAGUAUGUGCAAGAGUUUAUAGACGCAGCAUACGCUAGAAUAAUACAAGCACGACGUUAUAACUCCAAGCCUCGGCCACUUCGUUCCCUCUUGAUAUCUAUUCGACCUCGGUCAACUGCAUAUAAACCUUAUUCUUUACAAGGUCACUCACAACAAAAAGUCAUAGAGUACAAUUUGGAAGCUCCUUUGGCUUAUGCCGCACAAGAUUUGCAAUGCGCUGCCAUUGUAAACCGGCAUUUAGAUGACGACGUAGUAACAGAGUUUGAAAAAAUAAACUUGUGUGAGAAUUAUAUUAUGAAAUAUGAUUCUUACAUGGGCAUUGAUUAAAAAUAGGAUUAUAUUAAAACAGUUAUUUGAAUUCUCAAUUCAUUAGGUAAUAUGCAUUAAAACAUUUUGGCUCGGA
Pararge aegeria (speckled wood butterfly) is the source of this 7031-nucleotide messenger RNA. Its product is annotated as fatty acid synthase-like. Gene Ontology annotation, biological process: fatty acid biosynthetic process. The coding region runs from base 2 to 6955 and encodes 2317 amino acids. The record is from RefSeq and is a predicted model, not a curated record. The transcript has 39 exons. Gene Ontology annotation, molecular function: fatty acid synthase activity; oxidoreductase activity. Lineage: Eukaryota; Metazoa; Arthropoda; Insecta; Lepidoptera; Nymphalidae.